Adineta ricciae is the source of this 951-nucleotide messenger RNA. The record is from the annotation of a GenBank genome assembly. NCBI's taxonomy places the organism in Eukaryota, Metazoa, Rotifera, Eurotatoria, Adinetida, Adinetidae.
AUGUCGGACUCAUCUGCCGAAAUUGCUCGUCUUUCUUUUAUUUCUCGAGUUCUUUUUGCAUCUGGUGGAUUACCAAUACUUAUCUUUGGAACAAUAGGUAAUUUCAUCAAUUUAUUCGCUUUUAUUUGUUUUUCACAAUUUAAUAAACUACCAAUUUCAAUUUUUCUUAUCGCAUCGUUUAUUUUCAGUCAAUUUACUCUUACUUUUUCUUUAAUACCUCAAUUAAUCUAUCGAAUUAGUGGUUAUGAUCCAUUAAGUGGGUCAAUCUUUUUGUGUAAGUUACGAUAUUAUUUUGGUCUAUCGAGUGGUACCAUUGCAUUGAAUAGUAUUGGUUUGGCUGGCCUCAGUCAAUAUCUCCUCACAUCACGAAUAGUACGCUUACGUCAUUUAAUCACUAGAAAAUUAACUUUAUUAGUUGCGUUUUCGAUGAUUUUAUUUUUUGGAUUACUAUUCAGUCCAGUCUUGUUUUUCUAUACGCAUACAACGAAUUCAGCGAAUGUUACUAUUUGUACUACAACCAAUGCGGACUUCACUGCUUAUAAUGGUCUUAUUGUUUAUAGUUCAAUACCAGUUAUUGUCUUGGUAGUAUCGUCGGUGCUUACGUGGCACAAUGCUCGAAGUCGUUUAGUACAAGGUGGAAAUUUACAACAAAAUUUAGCUCGUAUGUUAAUUAUUCAAUUUAUUGUAGUUCUUCUAACAACAGUACCGAAUUUAUUCAAUCAAAUCUAUGCUUUAUCGACAAGAACUGUACCAAAAAAUGCGAUUCGACAAGCUCAAGAAAACUUAUUAUCUUCUAUUCUAGGUGUAUUAAGUUUUAGUACUUUUGGAGCUUCAUUUUAUAUUUAUAUAUUUGCAUCAAAAGCAUUUCGUAACAAUAUCCGAAGCUUAUUUCAUAUUCACAAUCGUCGCGUUCAACCAGAAAACGAAAUGGCACGAUUAGAUCAAGGUUAA